AUGAGGAGUGAUUUCAGUAGAUGGAAACCAACUGAAAUCCAAAAGAGUGUAUUGAACUCCAAAUUCGCGAGCGGAACAAGAAAUCAAUCUUUGGAGGAAAUAAACCACAUUACUGCAGAGCUGCAGCGUCAUGGACUUGUGGAAGGAAAAAAUGUGUUCUUCUGGUUUCAGAAUGCCGCAUGUAGAGAUAAACAGAAAAAAGAAAAAGCAGAAUCAUGUGAUAGAUGGAAAGAGGAAAAAGCAGUAUCAUAUGAUGAUUUUUCUGAACAGCAAGUGCAUGGCGCUAGGAUUGAUGAUUUUCAGGAAAUGAUGGCACCGGUCCUUCCUCACAAGUAG
This is a messenger RNA of Cryptomeria japonica (Japanese cedar), 336 nucleotides long. RefSeq names its product WUSCHEL-related homeobox 6-like. Bases 1 to 336 code for a protein of 111 amino acids. Gene Ontology annotation, biological process: plant organ development. The transcript has a single exon. Gene Ontology annotation, molecular function: DNA binding; DNA-binding transcription factor activity. Lineage: Eukaryota; Viridiplantae; Streptophyta; Pinopsida; Cupressales; Cupressaceae. The record is from RefSeq and is a predicted model, not a curated record.